Pseudopipra pipra is the source of this 2450-nucleotide messenger RNA. RefSeq names its product fibrinogen-like protein 1-like protein. The transcript is spliced from 3 exons. The record is from RefSeq and is a predicted model, not a curated record. Bases 1226 to 1987 code for a protein of 253 amino acids. NCBI's taxonomy places the organism in Eukaryota, Metazoa, Chordata, Aves, Passeriformes, Pipridae.
GGAGCUGUAGAGCUAUCAGUGCUUGUGAUGAUGAUGGUGGAGGAGCCCGAGCUGUGGCCCCCAGGCUGCAGCCCAGCCUGUCCUGCCCUGUCCUGACCCCAGCAAGGACCUUCUGCAGGUGUCCUCCAUUUCCCUCUGUGUGCACCCAGAUCUCCUCUGUUUCCCUCAUCAAAUACUCAGAUCUUCUCUGUUCUUUCUAGUGUUUGCUUGUGUCUCCCCUCUGUGCACACUCACAUCCCUCUUUUUCAUGACAAGUACCCUCAGAUUCCAUCCGUUACCCUCCACUGGUGAUCAAAUCCCACUGUCCAUUCUGUGGGUGUUCAGUUCCUAUGGGUUCCAUGAUGAUGUCCCUCCCAGCCCUUCUGUGCACCCUCAUUUCCCUCCACUUUCCCUCCAUGCACACUUAGGUCCCUUCCAUUCCCCUCACGCUCAGAUUCCUGUUGCUUGCCCUCCAUCCACUCGGUUUCAUUCUGGUCCUGGGCAGACACUUGCUUUCCUCUGUAGCCAUCAUCUUGCAUGACCAGUCCCACAAAACCAGUGCCCAGAGGCCACAGCUGUCUCAUCUGCUGUACAGAAAUCUUUCAAGGCCAUUCAGCUGCCUUCUUGCAGGUCAGGACUGUGGCCCACGGGUGAGUCGAGACUUCCUCUGCUUCCCUUAGAUGGAAACCCCUCUGCCUGUGUCCUGUGCUCCAGAAUGCACCAGCUGCUCCAAACACUGUCACACAACUCCCUGCAAGUCUUGGGGCCCCACCCAGACCUGGGCUUGACAGGAUCAGAUUAAACAAGAGCCCCUUGACCUGGCAGCACCUGCUGCAGUGGUGGGAGGCAGGGACAGCCCCGUGUUUGCUCUCCACCCGGUUGGUGACUGUGGCGUUCAAGUGUUUGUUCACUGAGCUACACUCUUCAAAGUUCCCAAAUAUGCUUGUUACCAGGGGAAAUUCCAUCCAAGUCACUAAGCACUCACAGAAGAGACCAUUCCAAGGAUUCUUGCUGGCAUGGGGAUUAUUUUCUUUGCAGCUCAGGGACCUGUGCACUCAGAACCACAGGCACCUCCACCUCAGCUGGUAUUUUCUGAGGGCACAAAGGAAACCAACCUGAUCUCCUCCUCCAGGAGAAAAGGGGGGCAGGACCCACUCAGCCCGCCCACUGCAGGAGGCACUACAAAUGCCUCUGUGCAACCGGCUGCUCCAGAGCUCUGUGCUCCAGAGCAUUCCCACCUGGAGCCAUGGCAGCCCAGUGGCUUCUGCUCCUUGCUUCCCUGCUGCUUUUGGCUGUUCCAGGCCACUGUGUGCAUAUAGAAACCCUAAACAUCUUCAAGAAAUCUCCCUCCAAUGCUUCGGCGACUGCUCUGAAGAAAACCAGUUGGCCCAGGGACUGCAGUGAGGUCCCUGAUGGCAGCUCCAGCGGCGUCUACAUCAUCCAGCCCUCAGGAUUGCACCCCAUCAUGGUGUACUGUGAGAUGGGUGGAGAUGGGGGCUGGACUGUGAUCCAGAGGAACCGGCAGGACACGGAUAUCACCUGGAACGAGUCCUGGAGCACCUACAAGCACGGCUUUGGGAAUGUGCACACCGAGUACUGGCUGGGCACUGAGAACAUCCACCAGAUCACCAGGCAGAAGGUCUACCAGGUCAGGUUUGUCAUCUGGGAUGCUUCAAACAACAAGAGGUUUGCAGACUACAACCUGUUCAGCCUGGACGAUGAGUCCCAGGGCUACAGGCUGAGGCUGGGAGCGCACUCGGGGACGGCAGAGGAUGCCAUGGACUCAGAUAAUCCCAGGAAAGUGCACAACAACAUGAAGUUCUCCACAAAGGAUCGGGACCAGGACACUUACAGAGGGAACUGUGCCUCCCGCUACGGGGGCGGGUGGUGGUACUCGGCGUGUUACUCCGUGCGGCUGAACGUCAAGGGGAGCAUCACGUGGGGCAGGCUGUGCAAGGGCAACUGCAAAGCCUCUGCCAUCCUCAUCAAACCAGCUCCCUACCACUAGAACUCCUUCCCUCUUCUGUCCCCCCUGGGCACAUGGCCAGGCCAGCGCCCUGCUGGGGCCUGUUUGAUGACGGGGGCUGGGGUGAGUAGGGUUGUUCCUCUGUAUCAAGAGCUGCUUUGUUUUCCUCUUAUCCUGAAAAGUAGCGAAGUUCCCUGCUCUGUCUUUGGCCAUUCACCUGCAGUGGGUUUUGGGGGAUCAUUAUUAGCACACAUGUUUAUGAAUGCUGCAGUGUCCAAGCAUUUUCCUUCUGGGGACAAAACUGUGCUCAGAAGCUUAAAACCCUCCUGGUCCAGCAAGGUCUUACUCUCUUUCUGCUUUGUGGGUAUAGAUGUUUUCAGUAGAAAAAUAUCCAUCACUAGCUAACCUGACCUACACUGCACUGAGCCCAGGGCAGGCCAUACCUGCACCACAACCCUGCUGCAGUCUGUAUUCAUCCUGCCAAAUAAAAUCACUUUCAGAUCUG